CAUUUGCUUGAUUAAUCAUUUUGAUUCGACCAAUAAUGUGUUAGUAUACCGAUAAGAGACCAAGUAUUCAUUGAUGAAUGAGGCCUCUUUCUUGGUGUCUUCCUGAGCAUUUGAUUUUUCAUAUAUCAAGUGAUUAAGAGUACUGCGAACAAAUACAAUUAAUUCUCUGUACUCUUACCAAAUAUAGGCAAUCCAUCUUUAUAUUACCAGCUGCAGCUUAAAAACCAUUCAUGAGAAAGCUUAGGAGUUUGGAGAAGUUAUGUCGCUUGUUAGGGGUAUCCUCUCACAAUCGCCUGAAAAUACAAGGAUCAUUAACGCUUUUUGGCUUUGGUUUCGUUCUUGGAGCUUCAAUACUUCUUCUUACAACUAUCAUAUUCAUGUUCCCUUCAAUUUCCCUAUCGUUAAUGAAUCCCAUGCUUCAGAACAGUGCUAACAUAUAUUUUCAUAUACCUUCUUUUGGGCAUAGGCAUUCUAAUACUUCAAGUAAUGGUACCACGACUACUAGUGUAGCUGCUACUACUACUAAUUCUGCUUCCUCUUCUCCUCUCGAGGUGCUCAAAAACUCCCCUAGUAAUCAUCAAAGUAAAACGAAGCGCAGUAAAAAGAGUUUUAAUAAAUCAAGUCUUGUUUUGGCUGAUCUACCUGGUGGAGAAUCUGUCAAUACAAAUGAUAAUUCUAUUGCAAGGGCAAGCAACUUUUCUGGUAGUAGUAGUAGUAGUACUAGUAGACUAAAUGAUGCCAAGAAACAAGAAAAGAGUUGUGAUUCUUCUGAUGGCGAUUGCGAUAUUUUUGAAGGUGAAUGGGUUAGGGACGUCGAAAGCCAACCAUAUUAUCCUCCUGGUUCUUGUCCUUUUGUCGACCAAACCUUUGCUUGUUACCACAAUGGAAGACCUGAUGAUCAGUUCCUCCAGUGGCAAUGGCAAUGGCAAUCUAAGCAAACAAAUGCAAGGUGUAACAAUAUACCCAGCAUCCUUAAUGCAACUGAUUUUCUGGAGAGACUGAGAGGGAAAAAAUUGGUAUAUGUUGGUGAUUCAUUGAACAGGAAUAUGUUCGUGUCUAUGUUGUGCAUACUUUGGACUGUCAUUCCAGAUAAGAGCAGAGUUUUCAGGAUCCCUAAGACUGAUGGAUACGCUAUGAGAUUUGAAGACUACAACUGUACAGUAGCAUUUGUCUGGUCUGCGUUUCUUGUGGAUGAGACAAAAAGAAAUACUCGUAAAAACAAAAUGGUAACACCAGGGACUGAAACUCUAAGGUUGGAUUUGAUUGACGAGGUUGCAUCAUUAAUGUAUCAUGAUGCUGAUGUUAUAGUUUUUGAUUCGAUGCAUUGGUGGACUGGUUCUAAAACCAAUAACGGAAUAAACUACUUUCAGGAUGGUAAUUACGUGUACCCUAAACUUAGUAUAUUUGAAGCAUAUAAGAAAGGUCUUACAACAUGGAGGAGAUGGAUUGACAAGAACAUUGAUUCUAAUAGAACCCAAAUCGUUUUUAGAGGAUAUUCGAUUCCCCAUUAUGUAGGCGGGAAAUGGAACACAGGUGGAAAAUGCAACAGAGAGACGGAGCCAAUCAUGAGUAAUGAAAAAUACAAAGAGAUGUACCCGUCGCAAGUGAAAAUACUAAAUGAUGCUCUAAGACAAAUGACGACUCCUGUUUUAUUUCUGAAUAUUAGUAAGCUAUCUUACUAUCGAGCCGAUGCACACCCUUCAGUGUAUGGCAAAGAUUUGAAAACUGCUGAAGAGAAGAAUGAAGCCCUUAAUCAUCAAGAUUGUAUUCAUUGGUGCUUGCCUGGUGUGCCUGAUACAUGGAAUAAGUUGUUGUAUGUAUCUUUAUUGAAGGCCGGUAAAGGAUCUUUUGGCCACCGCAAAACCGAAACUUAACCUCAAAAACAAAUGGAACCCCAAUUGAAAAUAGAUUGAUUCUUGCUGCAUAAUCCUACAACAUUUGCUUUGCCACUGCCACUUCUGUAGUGUGACAACCUUUUUCCUACAGUACGCCCCAAUGGGCUUUACUACAGUAUCGAUAGGGAUCCACAAUUAGGCCUGUUUUAGUUUCCAUCAUUACAGGAUCAAGAUGGAUCGGUGUGUAUAUGCAGGCAAGGCAUAUUGCUGGUGAUUUUUUCUUUAUUUUUCCUCUUGCAGCUAUAUAAUGAGAUAAAGUAUGGUUAUUACGAAGUAACUCCUAGUUUUCCGAUA
Papaver somniferum (opium poppy) is the source of this 2189-nucleotide messenger RNA. RefSeq names its product protein trichome birefringence-like 2. NCBI's taxonomy places the organism in Eukaryota, Viridiplantae, Streptophyta, Magnoliopsida, Ranunculales, Papaveraceae. The transcript has 5 exons. Bases 231 to 1874 code for a protein of 547 amino acids. The record is from RefSeq and is a predicted model, not a curated record. Gene Ontology annotation, molecular function: O-acetyltransferase activity. Gene Ontology annotation, cellular component: Golgi apparatus.